Messenger RNA from Penicillium nucicola, 1803 nucleotides. RefSeq names its product LipA and NB-ARC domain protein. The record is from RefSeq and is a predicted model, not a curated record. Lineage: Eukaryota; Fungi; Ascomycota; Eurotiomycetes; Eurotiales; Aspergillaceae. The coding region runs from base 1 to 1803 and encodes 600 amino acids. The transcript has a single exon.
AUGGCGUCUAAAUAUCUGCAGCCUGAGAAACCAGAAUCAUUCCGCAUCCGACGGAAGCCGGUGUCCAACCCAAACUUAGGGGCCACGUACGCCGAUCACCGGGCGGCAGCUGCCAGCUCCCCAUCGCUUGUGCCCCUGGUACCCCCGUCACCCCCGUCUUACACCGAGAUCUAUGGACCGCCCCCAAUUUCCAGGUCCCCAAGUCCUGGGCCAAUCCCCAGGCCUCGCACGGCAGGACCGAGUGCAUCACCGGCCCCUCCACAGCCGACAGCGGUCCAAAAGGCCUAUGGUGAGGCUCGGCAUUUCCUCGGGGGCCUUAUCAAUCAUCCUACAGAGUCAAAUAAACAUGUUACCAUCUUGCGACACUCUCAUGGCUUAGUAUUCUAUCGUGGAAAUACUACUUCUGUCACGAUAUCAAUCUUCUCCGAUGCCCCUCUACCCCUUGACCGGACUCUCUGGCUACAGAGUAAAGGAUGGUCGGGCAAGACUGGCAUGCGGGCCAAGUCGCUACUUCGUUUGCGAGAUGGCUGGGUGGAUGUCACCCCCGGAAUGCCAUUACGAGCGGACCAGGUAAAUCCGGAUGAUGAGCGCGCCUGGCAGCGCGACAUCAAGAAGUUCAAAAAGAAGGCACCGAGUCGUCCACGUGAUACGCAUCACCUGCGCGAAACCGCCGUUGUCCGAAUUCCCGCUGAGGGAGGCGACGGGUAUUUCCAGCUGGUUCUCUGUCAGGGUCUGAAGAAGAAAGUCCUGGGCAAUAGUCCUGUAUUUCGAGUGCUCUCCACGUCCACCAGCCCGAGCUCCAUUCGCGGUGCAAGCUUGAGUACACUGCCUCUUGAGGUUGGUGCACUGGUGGCUAGUCUCUAUGCUCAGACUGCUGCCCGCACUAUUGCAGCUCCGGCUACAGUCGCGGUUCAAUCCACGGUGCAAGCUAAGGUCGAUCCGUUUCGUCCCUCAUGGGUGAACAAAACUGCCGCUCAAAAGGUCUAUGCAAAGAGCGGUGCUCAGGAGCGGGUGGGCGGUAUCAUCAAUGGCCCUAAUGGCUCCAUUGGACGGUCACCCAUGAAUCUUGUGGCACCGCAGGUCAUUGAGAAUAAUCCUUUCAGCAUCGAGGCUGGUCCCCAGCCGCCAUUUCCGAUGAUAUUUAAAGCUCGUUGCCAGCCUGGUCAGACUGCAUCUUUUGAGCCCGGUGAAUUGCCGAGACUGGCAUUAAUCAAAAUGCCCGAUUGGGUGGUGGAACAAUUACGGGGAUACUUCUUCGGAUGGGCUCGAUUCGAAGCCUCGUCUAGUAAAGAACCAUCAAGUCCAUGGUGUCCUGCUAUCCUAUCCGUUCGGACAUUGGACCCUUUACAGGCCGCUCGGGUGAAUCUAGCCCAGAUUGCGAAACGCGUAGUCGCUCUACGCUUUCUUGAAGAUAUUCCCAUACAGUCCACUCAGGUCGAAAUCCGCGUGUUGGGAUACCUGCGCGCUGAGAUCCCUCCGCCUACGGGGAGCACCACUCAGCAACUCGCUGAAGCACAAGCGGCAGCGACAGAGGCUGCCGUGCUUGCUGAUGCAUAUGAUGCAUCUGUGGUACAGGAUACUUUAAGCCAUCCUGCAUGGGCGUCCGAAAAUCCAGACACGCAUGCUUUGCAACGCCAAGCUACUGGCUGGGUUGAUCGAGGCCUGCAGUUUUAUGAAAAUAUGCAAACCCAUGGGCAGAAACUGGCACAACAGGUACCAUUGCAUCGCCUUGGUGUACGUUCUGCCGUUGAUGGCAUCAGAGAAAGCCAAGUGGCCGUCAACGGGUUCUUUAUCGUUCGGUAG